Messenger RNA from Aaosphaeria arxii CBS 175.79, 1708 nucleotides. RefSeq names its product vacuolar calcium ion transporter /H(+) exchanger. Lineage: Eukaryota; Fungi; Ascomycota; Dothideomycetes; Pleosporales. The coding region runs from base 190 to 1596 and encodes 468 amino acids. The record is from RefSeq and is a predicted model, not a curated record. Gene Ontology annotation, biological process: intracellular calcium ion homeostasis; calcium ion transmembrane transport. The transcript is spliced from 4 exons. Gene Ontology annotation, molecular function: calcium:proton antiporter activity. Gene Ontology annotation, cellular component: fungal-type vacuole membrane.
UUGAGGCUUCAUCCUCUUUGUGGACGUGUGUACGUCGUUCAUCACCCUGCAGCCCCUUCCUCUACGCUGCAUGAAACACCACUGCUCCCCGCCUAAUUACUCCCAAUCUUAAACUUCCUGUCGAUCGCUGGUGACAUUCGGUAAAUACUAAUCCACGAACCUCCCUUACUGGUAACUCAAGAAUUCGACAUGGCAUCUCGACGCUCCAGAGAUUCACGACGUCGGUCGCGCGACUAUGUCACCGAACCCACAAACGGCCAUGGUCCUACUGUCCCUCCCCAUGCUGCAACCCGCCAAUCGACCCACCAACACCACUACAAGCUGCCACGCUACAACCACAAUGGACACAGAGUGACGACGGGAAUACAGCCAGAGGGCGAGAGUGGCAGGAGGGGAAUUCAUCCGUUCAAGUUUCUGAAGAUUUGCUUCAGGAGCUCUUGCACGCUCUCCAGGAUUGUCAAUGUGCUUUGGCCUAUUGUUCCUGUCGCCAUUGCAUUGCACUUCGCACGUCCAGACAUGCACCUCGCCAUCUUCAUCACCAACUACAUCGCCAUGGUCCCUGCCGCUAACCUCCUCGGUUUCGCUGGUCAGGAGUUCGCACGCAAGCUUCCCAAGGUCUUGGGCGUGGUCAUUGAAACUACAUUCGGUUCUAUCGUCGAAAUCGUACUGUUCAUGGUUCUUCUCAAAUCAUCAGUAGGAGACACAAAUGUGCAAGUCAUCCGUGCGGCCAUCCUGGGAUCGAUCCUCGCGAAUAUGUUGCUUUGCUUGGGCACCUGUUUCAUUGCUGGUGGCAUGAAGCGUGAAAGUCAGAGUUUCCACUCCGCCAUUUCUGAGGCUGGCAGUGGUUUGAUGCUCGUUGCUGGAAUGGGUCUCGUUCUUCCCGCCGUCUACGCGAGAGCAUUGGCCGAAAGGACCGAUCUUCCCGUCAAUGAGAUUCCGGACGAAAUGCUCAAGAUCUCGCGCGCCGUCGCCAUCAUUUUCCUCGUUGGCUACAUCAUCUACGUCUUCUUCCAGACUAAGACGCACGAUGGCCUCUUCGACAGCAUCUUCGAGGAAGACGAAGAGAAGGACACCGACAGGCACAAGGAUCUCAGGAAGGCCAAGCUCACCCUGACCGAGAGCAUCCUCGCAAUCAUCAUCGCAUUGGUCUGCGUUUCGCUCAUUGCUGUUUUCCUCGUUCAGCAGAUCCCAUACAUGGUGGAGGAGCGACACAUCAGUGAUGCAUUCGUUGGUCUUAUCCUGAUUCCGCUCGUUGAAAAGGCGGCCGAACACUUGACCGCCGUUGACGAAGCCUACGACAACCAAAUGAACUUUGCACUCGCCCACGUUCUCGGCGCCUCAAUCCAAACGGCCCUCCUCAACACCCCACUCGUCAUCCUUGUUGGAUGGGGCAUUGGUGUGCAUAUGGACCUUCAAUUCGAAAUCUUCGAUGCUGUCGCUCUCAUCCUUGCUAUCCUCGUAGUUGGCUCAUUCUUGCGAGAUGGAAAAUCGAAUUACCUUGAAGGUGUGCUCUGCGUCAUGGUGUACUUGAUCAUCGCUAUCAGCGCGUGGUUCUACCCUAAUCCUGAGCACCACGGUGGAGGUGGAGGUCAUUAGAGACGCGGUCGAUGAGCAGCCUGUCAACAGGUGCAGUGAGAAGAAAAAAGAUAACCAGUAUGACUGGCGAGGUUUCCAAAGUUUGGCUGAGAUUGUAUAACGACAAUGUCUU